Pieris macdunnoughi is the source of this 1845-nucleotide messenger RNA. The record is from the annotation of a GenBank genome assembly. NCBI's taxonomy places the organism in Eukaryota, Metazoa, Arthropoda, Insecta, Lepidoptera, Pieridae.
AUGGAUUUAUCCACCCCACUGUUGCCCCAACCUGGGGUCAAGCGCAGACUUGAUACUGUCAAUGAAUCUUUAGUGGAACCUUCCAAAAAACCAAUGACCGAUGUCCGGUCAUCUGUUGAUGACGUCAACCCAGGAUUUUACUCCCAUCCAUCUCUCACUGGCUCUCCCAAGUCAUACCUUGUCAAUGACAAGGGCCCUUUUUUAGUCCAUGUUUCUUGCCCUGAAUCUGACCCAUCCGCUGGUACAUCAAUCCGCCCAAUUAAAUUUGGUCACUUCUUGGUAAAAAAUAAAAUACCCAACAUUGUUCGAGAUGGUGUUAAGAGAGUGGGACGUAAUAGAAUAUCUGUCGAGUUUAAGUCGGGCUUAGAUGCGAAUAAUUUUGUGUCUAAUCCCAUUGUACCUUCCAGCAACUAUUCUGUUACGAUUCCUAACUAUAAUGUUUCCCGUAUGGGCCUUGUGAGAGGUGUCCCAGCUGAUUGGUCGAUGCAGGAAUUUGUCGAAACCUUGGAAAUUCCCGAAGGUACAGGUAUAGUCCUCAAGGCCAGACGCCUAAACCGCAAGACGAACUCCGAUGGUCAAAUUAAUUGGAUCCCAACACAAACCGUUGUUCUAACUUUUCAAGGUCAAACCCUUCCUGAGAGAAUAUUCUCUUGUCAUAGUUCCCUCCGCGUUGAAACGUACCAACUCCCUACAAUUCAGUGCCUUAACUGUUGUAGGUUUGGUCACGUAAAGUCACAAUGCCGAUCGAAGCCUAGGUGUUUUCGUUGUAGUCUAGCCCAUUCUGGUGAUGAGUGUAAUAUCCCUGAAACAGAGUCAUUAUGUUUAUUUUGUACUGCCUCACACUUUGCGACCAACAAAGCUUGCCCUGAACAUAAUCGACAAAGAAAUAUAAAGAGUUGUAUGUCUCAAGAGAGCAUUUCUUAUCUCGAAGCAUCGGCUCGGUUUAGACCCAUCAAUGGCAAAACUUUUGCAGAUUCUGUAAAAACAACCCCCUCCUCUUUAUCCCAGCCCAUUACUUUACCUUCCCAAGUUUCCCGUCAGACUACAUCUUACAGGAAAACUGUAUUUCUCCCUCCUCGCUCUAGACCAACAUCAGGAAAAUCCUUUGAUAAGGCGGCCCAUGAGGCCAUUACUUCCAAUUUACCCUCCUCUUUACCCAAUGGUUGUGCCGUAAGCUCCCCUUCCCUUAUCAACAAUGAAGUCUCCCCAAAUGAAAAUCUUCUUGACUGCUUAUGGGCAGUCAUUUGUAAUAUGCUAUCCAAAUAUGAUGACAUCCCCAUACCGUCCCACGUUGCCCAAAAAAUUAAUUUGCUCCACUCAUUCGUCACCAAAAAUGGCGAAUCUGCCAUUUCGGAGACUUGGUUAUUGCCGGGUUCCCGCUUUAGGGUUUCUGGGUACCGGUGUCUCCGAGAUGACAGGGAUGAUGGCUAUGCUGGCUGUGCCUUUUUGGUCAGCCGAUCCCUCACCUUCCACGCAUUAUCUCUUCCUCAUUGUGAUGGUAUCAAUGCUGUUGCUAUGAGAGCUUUUAAUAUCUCGUUUAUUUCUGUUUAUAUUCCCCACCCCCAUUUCGACCUCAUUUCUGAUAUACGUUCUAUUAUCCUUUCGGUUCCUCCUCCUGUUGUCAUGUUGGGUGAUUUCAAUGCCCACCAUGUUUCUUGGGGUUGUCAUUCCUCAGAUUCUUUUGGGUCCCUUCUACUAGAUUUACUCGAUGAUAUAAACAUAAGUGUCUUGAAUAAUGGUUGUCCUACGAGAAGGAGUCUUCCAUCUCAGAAUCCCGCUAACGCAGUGGAUUUAUCACUUUGUUCUCCUGAUCUCUUUCCCUUUUCUAUCCUGGCGUGUUUUUAA